AUGAUGUUAUUCUGUGCACGUUUCAGUCCAUCAGUUCAUUUACGAGCUAUCAACGAUAAAAUGGGAACAAGAAAAUCAUUAUUUAUAACCGUAGACAAAAAUUAUUAUGAUCUAAGAGAUAUAUUAGCGUGCAAGCAGAAUAUGAAGUUUUUUUAUAUAUUUACUAUUUUCAAUUUGGUGGGUCAAAAGUUUCCUGAUACAGAAGAAAGCAUUAGUCGCGUAGAUUUACCACUUUUCAUGGUUGAAAGUUUGCCAAGUCUCAAGGUUAUACCUCCAUCCGAGUUCAGUUCAAUACAAAUGCAAGUAUUGCAAGCGUCACCAGAGCAUGUCAAUAUCAUGCAUUGGAAUCAGUUUUAUUUUAUUCUAUGCAAACAUAUCGCAAAACUAAUUCCAGCUAUGGAAGGACGCAUGCUAUCGGAAACAGCUCUGUAUACAUUUUUACAACGUUCGGGAUGGGUAAUAAAUUGUGGAUUGCAUCUAGGUAUAAAGUCACAUAAGAUUGAUUGCACUGAAGAACAACUUUAUCAGGUAUCGUUCAACAGUGCCUUACGAUUCAGUCGUUGGUUUAAUUCAAGGCAAACUGUUGCUCGUAAAAGAAAAAGUAGUCAGUUACCGAGAAAUUAA
This is a messenger RNA of Thelazia callipaeda (thelaziosis nematode), 624 nucleotides long. The record is from the annotation of a GenBank genome assembly. NCBI's taxonomy places the organism in Eukaryota, Metazoa, Nematoda, Chromadorea, Rhabditida, Thelaziidae.